ACCUCCACCUCCUCCACGGCGUGGCCCAUCACCACCUGCACCGACGCCCUGCCCUCCUCCCCGAAGUUCACCAGGACCAGGCUGGCGGACACCGGGUCCACGGAGAACCAUGGAGUCAUCCUCCGGUGCCUCUCAGUGCCCAGCUGCAUCAGCAAUGCUCCGUGGUAGGAGAACCGUGGAGGUGACAAGUGAGGUGUCCGGCCAUGACGGGGUCGCGCUGACGACGGGGGUUAAAGCGUCCAACGUGUGCAAAAGUGGACUUUUUGAUUUCUCACGAGCGACCGCUGUAGCACAAACGCAGACGGCGAGCACAAAGCCCGAGGCCGGUGCGCCGAAGGGGACUGUGCUUCAUCUUCCCCGCGUCUGCCUCCAGGUAGCAUGCAGGCGGCUGAGUGACGGGAGCCAGGCGGCCUCUCUCAAGGGCCAAUAUCCUCCGCCAUCACUCACAUUCGAAGGGACCGUACGUUGGGCGAGCGCUGACCCCAGGAGCAGCUUUUCAGUGCACGCCUCCAUCGCCGGAAAAGCUUCAGUCACAGCUGCUCAACAGCAUGGAGCACAAAGGUUGAACAGGAAGUCCAACAUCACCAGAGAGGGAAGCAAAAACCAGUAUUACAGAGACCUUUGCCUGCAGGUAGAAGAGAGGAAACAACUGAUGGAAAGGGAGAGAAGUAGAAAUGUUGUUGACGAGCAAAAGCACAAUGACACCAUGCAGCACGCCGUCUGGGGGAGGCCGGGAAGCGGCGCCCCGAACUACCACCUGGGCACGGCGAGGCGGACCAGAAUCCUGCACGCCGCCGAGAUCUUACCACAGGAGCAAAAGUGUAUUGGCCCGCCAAUGUUACAGGUGACAAAAACCCAGUGUUCCCAGAAGGGGAAAGGACAAAACGAAAGCUUUCCGUAACCAAUGAGGACUGUUUGGUGCAUCUCUGCGGUACUGAAGACGAGACGGUUGGAAAGCAGUGAGACUCGAGCCUCCUGCAGAUCUUCUUUGUAAGCGAAGCUCCAUUCUGACCUCCAAUCGUCUCGCAGCAGCUGAAACUCAAACCUCCGUCUGCGGGUUCUUAACAGUAGGAGCUGCUCGGACUCUAAACAAGUUGUGUUGUGAGUCCUGGUCCCGGGCCAGGACUCACAUUACAGCCUGCCUCUUUGUGGCCCGGCGCUACUGAAAGCCAUCUUUUGUUUCCAGAUCCGGAAAAAGGCUUCAGCGGGACCCCCCCCGCCCCCGCCCUCGCCCCAACGCCCCCUUCUACCGCCGGUGAAACGAGGUCCAUGACGUCCCCAAACUGAGACCCUCUGACUUCGGUCUUCCAGUGUUAGUUUUGUGUCCUGAUGGUGGCAAAAGAAAAGUGUCAAUAAACAAAAGCAGUGUUGAGUUGUAGUGGAUUUUAUAUACACGUGCACAUGUAGAUAAGAGAGGUUAUGUUUUAAAUUA
Molecule: messenger RNA, 1432 nt
Organism: Cyclopterus lumpus (lumpfish)
Lineage: Eukaryota; Metazoa; Chordata; Actinopteri; Perciformes; Cyclopteridae
Exons: 9
Coding region: 110-901 (263 amino acids)
Source: RefSeq, a predicted model, not a curated record